This is a messenger RNA of Lepus europaeus (European hare), 804 nucleotides long. It is a transcript of the gene TNFRSF13B, whose product is annotated as TNF receptor superfamily member 13B. Gene Ontology annotation, cellular component: plasma membrane. NCBI's taxonomy places the organism in Eukaryota, Metazoa, Chordata, Mammalia, Lagomorpha, Leporidae. The record is from RefSeq and is a predicted model, not a curated record. The coding region runs from base 22 to 804 and encodes 260 amino acids. The transcript is spliced from 4 exons.
GGCCCAUGGACGGGGCUGGCCAUGAGUUCCUGCCCCGAAGAGCAGUUCUGGGACCCCCUGCUGAACACCUGUGUCUCCUGCAAACCCAUGUGCAGCCACCGGAGCCAGCGCACCUGUGCGGCCUUCUGCAAGUCGCUCAGCUGCCACAAGGAGCCAGGCAGAUACUACGACCCCCUGCUGCGGGACUGCGUCAGCUGCGUCUCCGUCUGCGGCCAGCACCCCAAGCCGUGCGCCCACUUCUGUGAGGGCCGGUUCCCGGGCCGAGGGGGCCUCUCGCCCGAGCUCAGGCGGCAGCAGGGUGGGGAGUCGGAGGCCAGGGCGGACAGCACAGGAAGGUACCAGGGAUCGGAGCACAGAGGCUUGGAGGCCGCUCCAGGUAAGCCGCUGCUGCUGAGCGCGCACCAGCUGGCCCUGGUCUACAGCACGCUGGGGGUCUGCCUGUGCGCCAUCAUCUGCUGCUUCUUGGUGGCCGUGGCCUGCUUCCUCAAGAGGAGGGGCGACCAGGCUUCCUGCCAGCCCGCGGCAGGGAGACCCCGGGCCAAGCCCUCCCAAGAUCCCGCGAUGGAAGCCGGCCCCGCAACGUGCGCGCCGCCCGGCCCGGUGGAGACCUGCAGCUUCUGUUUCCCCGAGCGCAGGGCGCCCACCCAGGAGAGCGCAGCCACGCCCGAGACGCCCCGGCCCGCGGUCGCUGAGAGCCUGGGGCGCUGCCCCGGGACCGCAGCCCCGCGGUCGUGCGCGCGCGCCCCGGACGGCGGCCUCGGCCCGCUGUGCGCGCCCGCCCAGGAGGGGAGCCUGGGCGUUUGA